CCACCGUGACCUCGACCUCCGACUGCAGCGCUGACUCUGCAUUGACCUUGUGAGAGCCGCCAACGCAUCGCACAGCAGCCAUGGCCGAAGUACAGCAGCCAGAGGGCCAGCCCGCGGGGCAGAGCAUGCUCCGGACGGCCGCGCAGAGCAUUGGCAUGUUCCUGCUCAUCCAGGGUGGCAUGAAGUACUUCCUGAAAGCUCCUGCGCCUGUCGCUCAGCCCGGACAGGCGCACUCGGCGGCCCCCAGCGGUGGAGUGGCCGUCUCGAUCCCCGCGUGGGAGAAUCGCCCGCACCAGCUCGACGCGGGCGCCGAUUACAGUCGUGUGCCGUGGAACAUCGCGCCCAUGUGGCAGGUCGGCGAGGAGCUUGAUAUCUCCAUGUACAUAUCGCCGUCGGUGGCGAUGCCGGCGCUCAAGUCGGUGCCCAAGGCCUCGCAGCUGAUUGACGAGAAGAAGUUCGUCUACGGCGACUACAAGCAGAACCGCGAGAUCCACGUCGAGUUUACCGUGCCCACCGAAGUCCAGCACAAUGCCUCCCUGCUCGCGCAUUUCUACGUCGGCAAGAGCGGCGCCGUGCUGGAUCCCACCCAGCCUGGCUACGAUCCUGCCCGCGCCUACCACUUCAUCCGCCCAUUGACGCAGUAUCAGCCCAAGAAGAAGGUCUCCAAGACUAGGAACCUACUCAGCGACAUGCCCGAGAAGGACGCCGUCGAGACAGAGGACGAGAAGAAGGCGGGCAAGGUCAUCGGCAACUACUACCACCCCAACUUCACCAUCUCCAUGAUCCCGGACUCCGGCGUGCUCAGCUACCCACAGAUGCAGCCUGGGCCCAGGAAGUAUCUGCAGCUUGAAGCAACCGGCCAGCGCGAUGCAUCUGGCCAGCAUGGCUGGUACUACCCGAUUCUCUACACCAACACUUUCUGGCAGCUCAAGAAGCACAUGAUUGAGCUGAACGACACGGUCACGACGCUGCCGAUGAACGUCAACCUGAACAAUCUUGCCAACUGGAAGUUCAACCUGAUGGCCUCGGUCGACGAGAACCUGCGCAGUCAGGCCGCCGCCGCUGCUGCUGGCCAGUCGACUCCGGGUGGUGGCGACGGGUCCGAGAUGGAGAUGUUCAAGGAGAUCCUGAUUGACAGCAACUCGUACCUGCUCGCCAUCACAGCCAUCGUCUCCGUAUUCCACAUGAUCUUCGAAAUGCUUGCGUUCAAGAAUGACGUCCAGCAUUGGCGCAAGAAGAAGGAUAACGUCGGUACCUCGGUCCGCACCAUCGUCGCCAACGUCUUCAUGCAGACCGUCAUCUUCCUGUACCUCCUCGACAACAAUGAGAACACCUCCUGGAUGAUCUUGUUCGGUCAGGGUAUGGGUAUCGCUAUCGAAGCCUGGAAGAUCACCAAGACGGCCAACAUCCGCGUCCGCGCCACCGCUCCCGGAUCUCUCAUCCCCUACACUGUUGUCCUAGAAGACAAGCACGUCGCUUCUGAGAUCGAGAAGAAGACUGAAGAGUACGACCAGAUCGCCUUCAAGUACCUGUACAUGGUCGCCGUUCCCCUCCUCAUCGCCUACGCCAUCUACUCACUCAUGUACGACACGCACAAGAGCUGGUACUCUUUCAUCAUCACCACGCUCGUUGGCUCCGUCUACGCUUACGGCUUCCUCAUGAUGGUGCCCAGCCUGUACAUUAACUACCGCCUGCAAUCCGUCGCCCACAUGCCCGGCCGCGCCAUGACCUACAAAUUCCUCAACACCUUCAUCGACGACCUGUUCGCCUUCACCAUCAAGAUGCCCACGCUGCACCGCCUGGCCACGCUGCGCGACGACGUCAUCUUCUUCGUCUACCUGUUCCAGACGUGGAAGUACAAGGUUGAUUACACCCGUGUCAAUGAGUUUGGCCAGGGUGGUGAUGAUGAGGAGGUCGAGGAGAAGGAUGCGAAUCGCCCGCUGCAGGCGCAUCCUGAUGGGGAUAAGAGCCCGAAGACGCCGAAGGCGGUUGAGGCCAUGCACGAGAAGGAGGCUGUCAAGGCGACGGGCGCGCAGAAGCAGGGCGCGAAGAAGAGGAAGUGAGGGUGUUGUAUAUGGUCUAUUGGACGAGUGGAGGCUGUGAUUAAGGGGUUGCCGUGUUAGGUUGAGAGUAUGUAGAGUAAAUAUUUUAAUUGUGUGUAACGUAGCGGCGCAUGAGCUCGUUCUCGCUGCGUGUCUGUUUCAGUUCUUCCUCUCGUCAACAUCUCUCAAUGCUUUUUCCUCUCAUCCCAUUUAUGGCUUCCCUCCCCUCUCGUGGUUCCUCAAAACCUCCACUUCUGCACCCCGUAUCUCCAUUUACAGCCCCACCUUAUCUAAUAGUGGAAAACAGGAGUAUCUGGAUA
Molecule: messenger RNA, 2362 nt
Organism: Boeremia exigua
Lineage: Eukaryota; Fungi; Ascomycota; Dothideomycetes; Pleosporales; Didymellaceae
Product: cleft lip and palate transmembrane protein 1-domain-containing protein
Exons: 2
Coding region: 81-2063 (660 amino acids)
Cellular component (GO): endomembrane system; membrane
Source: RefSeq, a predicted model, not a curated record